AUGCUUAGGUUCCACAUAAGAAAAAUGUCUUCAGUGCCAAAACCAAUUUAUCCUUCAGAGUUUGUUAACUUUCUAAACGCAUCUCAUUCGCCUUAUCAUGCUGUACAUUCUAUUAAAUCUCAUUUGAAUAGUAAUGGGUUUGAGGAAUUGUCAGAACGUGAUCAGUGGAAUGGAAAAGUCAACCAUAUGGGCAAAUAUUAUGUUACCAGAAACAACUCUUCUAUCAUUGCAUUCGUGAUUGGCAAUAAAUGGCAACCGGGAAAUCCAUUGGCUAUUGUCGGGGCACAUACUGAUUCUCCCGUGUUAAGAAUUAAACCUAUCUCCAAGAGAAUUUCUGAAAAUUAUACUCAGAUUGGUGUGGAAUGCUACGGUGGCGCAAUAUGGCACUCGUGGUUUGAUUCUGAUUUAUCAAUCGCUGGUAGGGUUAUGGUCAAUGACAACAAGACUGGUAGAGUUGUUGCAAAGCUUAUUGAUUUAAACAAACCUUUACUUAAGAUCCCAACAUUGGCAAUUCAUUUGGAUAGAACAGUUAAUGAAAAAUUCGUUUUUAAUAAGGAAACCAACUUAUUACCAUUAGCUGGUCUAGCUAGGGAUUCAGAAGUUGCUGAUAAAACUUCUUAUAAAACGAAAGAAAAUGAAUCAAAUGAUGAUGCGUUUAGUUCAAUUAAGUCAAUUGUAGAAAGACAUAAUAAAGAGUUAUUGGAUUUAAUUGUACAAGAAUUGAAACUAGCAUCUGUCGAAGAAAUCGAAGAUUUCGAAUUGAUUCUUUAUGAUAAUAAGGCGUCAUGCUUAGGUGGGUUAAAGGAAGAAUUUAUUUUCUCAGGCAGACUAGAUAAUUUAACUUCUUGCUUUACUGGUAUGCAUGCCCUAACUGAGGCUGCGGACUUGGAUAUUGAGAAUGAAAAGGGUAUUAGACUAUUUGGUAGUUUUGACCAUGAGGAAAUUGGUUCCUCUUCUGCCCAAGGGGCAGACUCUAAUUUUUUACCGAAUAUUAUGGAAAGAUUAUGUUCAUUGAAGGCAGAUAAUACAGAUAUUGAUUCUCCAUUGGUUAAAUCAUUGAUUUUAGAAAGUUCGGCAAAGUCAUUCUUUUUAUCCUCUGAUGUUGCUCAUGCCGUUCACCCAAAUUAUGCCAGCAAGCACGAAUCAAAACAUAAGCCAAUCAUUGGUUCUGGUCCUGUUUUGAAGAUUAACGCAAACCAGCGUUAUAUGACCAAUUCUCCAGGGAUAGUGCUAGUGAAGAAAAUAGCCGAUACUGCUAAGGUCCCAUUACAACUAUUUGUAGCUGCAAAUGAUUCUCCUUGUGGUUCGACUAUUGGUCCAAUUUUGGCGUCUAAAACAGGUAUAAGAACAUUGGAUUUGGGUAACCCAAUUUUAAGCAUGCAUUCAAUCAGAGAAACUGGUGGUGCAACUGAUCUUGAAUAUCAAAUUAAAUUAUUCCAAGAGUUUUUUAGAUCUUAUAGUACUUUAGAAUCAGAAAUAAUCGUAUAG
Molecule: messenger RNA, 1488 nt
Organism: Maudiozyma barnettii
Lineage: Eukaryota; Fungi; Ascomycota; Saccharomycetes; Saccharomycetales; Saccharomycetaceae
Gene: APE4
Product: aspartyl aminopeptidase
Exons: 1
Coding region: 1-1488 (495 amino acids)
Biological process (GO): proteolysis
Cellular component (GO): fungal-type vacuole
Molecular function (GO): zinc ion binding; metalloaminopeptidase activity
Source: RefSeq, a predicted model, not a curated record